GCCGGUGGCGGUGCCGGUGGCCGUGCCGGGGGCGGUGCGUGUCGCGGUGCGUGUCGCGAUGCCGGGCGCGGUGCGUGGCGCGGUGCGGACACUGUGCCUGGCCGCGCUGCUGGGCGCGCUGGGGGCCGGCGGGACGGAGCUGACGCUGGAGCUGCCCGAUAGCGCCCAGCGCUGCUUCCACCAGGAGCUGGAGAGUGGCAUCAAGUUCACUCUCGACUACCAGGUGAUCAGCGGAGGACACUAUGACGUGGACUGCUAUGUGGAGGACCCCAACGGCAAGACCAUCUACCAGGAGACCAAGAAGCAGUAUGACAGCUUCUCACACCAUACCGAGGUCAAGGGUGUCUACACCUUCUGCUUCAGCAAUGAGUUCUCCACCUUCUCCCACAAAAUUGUCUACUUCGACUUCCAGGUGGGCGAUGAGCCRCCCAUCCUGCCUGACAUGAACAACCGCGUCACCGCCCUGACACAGAUGGAAUCGGCCUGUGUCACCAUCCACGAGAUGCUGAACGCGGUGAUCGACUCCCAGACCCACUACCGGCUGCGGGAGGCGCAGGACCGGAGCAGAGCCGAGGAGCUCAAUGGCCGUGUCUCAUACUGGUCAGUGGGGGAAACYCUGAUCCUCUUCGUGGUCAGCAUCGGGCAGGUGAUGCUGCUCAAGAGCUUCUUCACUGAGAAGAGACCCAGCAGUGGUGGAGCUGGCACCUAGAGCCAGCAUGUGUGCGUCCAAGUGGAGCAGGGAGUGGGACAGCUGUGGCCCUGGGGUCACGCUUUGCCUCCUGUCUGUGCCGUGGGCAGGCGGGGGUGAUGGGACAUUGCUGACCCAGGUGGACAUGGUCACCCAAGUACAGGCAUCCCCCAGCAUCACCUCCCACGUGCCAUCACUCRACCUGCCACCCUGUCCCCUCAGCUGGCCACCCUGUCCCUCUUCUCUGGCUCCACUGGGGAGCAGAUGGGUACCCUGGACCCGCAUCGACACUGGGGCACCCUCAGAGCCCGGCAUGACUGUGAUGGCCACGCGCUGCCCCUCAGAGCCCUGUGCAGCCACCGAGGGGAUGGGGCAGCGCUGGCCAGCCUGGCACCCACCUGGUGCCAUCAGCCUGAGGAGAGCUGCCUGUGGGCUGGGGRGUCUCUGUCUGCACCCCAGUUAUCCUAGGGUGUUCCCAGCAGCAGAGCCACAGCAGYAACAGCGUCCAGCUAGGGCAAUGUUUUUGCUAGGUGGUCCUGUGGCUCUACCGCUCCUCCCCUGCCAGCAUUUCUCAGGCUGGCAGCAAAUGGUGUGCCAGUACCAGGUGGUAUUUUCAUACUCACAUGAGKCCAUGCCUGAGACUCAGCCCCCCCACAUCCCCCCAACCCUGCAGACACAUGCCAAGGAAGCUCCAUCCCCAUGCGAGCACAGAGGACCCCCAUGCACCUGGGACUGCAGCCCCUCAUCCCCUGGAGCCCCCCAGAGAGACCCCCACAAAGACCCUGGGGUGACCCCCCUGUGCAAGACCCCUGGAGUGCCUGGUGUUCUGGCCCUCCAGCCCUCAAGUAAAUGUGACAUUAUUUUUCAGAGCUGAAGCWACUCCAGACUUGGCCACUUUCAAAUAAAUCCCUGCAAGCACGGCUGGCACUGCUGUUAUUGGGCA
Malurus melanocephalus (red-backed fairy wren) is the source of this 1631-nucleotide messenger RNA. RefSeq names its product transmembrane p24 trafficking protein 3 (gene TMED3). Lineage: Eukaryota; Metazoa; Chordata; Aves; Passeriformes; Maluridae. Gene Ontology annotation, biological process: endoplasmic reticulum to Golgi vesicle-mediated transport; intracellular protein transport; Golgi organization. The record is from RefSeq and is a predicted model, not a curated record. Gene Ontology annotation, cellular component: COPI vesicle coat; Golgi apparatus; COPII-coated ER to Golgi transport vesicle. Bases 59 to 709 code for a protein of 216 amino acids. The transcript is spliced from 3 exons.